This is a messenger RNA of Ipomoea triloba (trilobed morning glory), 1562 nucleotides long. Its product is annotated as protein RKD2. Lineage: Eukaryota; Viridiplantae; Streptophyta; Magnoliopsida; Solanales; Convolvulaceae. The record is from RefSeq and is a predicted model, not a curated record. The transcript has 4 exons. The coding region runs from base 466 to 1308 and encodes 280 amino acids. Gene Ontology annotation, molecular function: DNA-binding transcription factor activity.
CUCUAAUGUUCGCUACCGGCCAAGCUUUCCAACCUAAUCGACUGAGGUUAGACAUUACCACUAGGCUCAUAACAGCACGCCAAAUGCUCUGCGAUUCUUUGCAGCAGCGAAAUAUGUGAUUACAAUCCUCUAGUUGUCCUGCCAAAAAAUAACAGCAAAUGUUAGAUGUGAGAUUCUGUUUGGCACAUUAACAUUAGUCAGGAUCCUCCUAUGCUUAACAAGCCAAAUAAACAAACAUAUUCUAUGAUAAGUUUAGUUUAACUUAAGCAGGAAAAAAAAAAAAAAACAAAACAAAACAAAUUCCCACGAUAUCACGUGACGACAUGCCUUCGUAAGCGAAUCCAUCGUCGUUCCCACUCUCGGUUAAAGUAACGGCCGCAGCCGACGUAACUCAAUCCAGUAGGGUAAAUUCACCGCCAAUUCAAACUCCGUCCCGGCGGCCGCGGCCCAAGUCUAACGGCAACUAUGAGUGCGGUUCAGAUCUCAAAUCCAGGUUCGAACCCGAAUAUCAAAACGGAUCCCAAAUCACUCUCGUUCGACGAGGUUUCAAAGCUCUUCUCUCUGCCCCUCUCCGAUGCUGCUGAUACAUUAGGUGUUUGUACUAGUGUGCUCAAGAAAAUAUGCUAUGAGAAUGGUCUUGUGAGGUGGCCAUAUAGAAAGUUUCUUUCUGGAAAGAGUAUUGAGGAAAUAAAAAAGGAUGCUGCGAAGGAAAAACAGGAACAGCAUGCUGAAUUGCCAAAACCUGCUGGAGAAAAGCCUAACCUAUCAGCAAAUUCUACUCCGUCCACAUCUAAAGGCUCCCCAUUGCAAAACAAAGGCAGUAGUGCUGGACAGGAAAUGCCAAAAUCCGCAGCUGCUUCCCAGCAACAAGGAAGCAAGACUGCUCAAACUUUGAGUUCCCAGCAUUUGCUAAGUGGUAACUUGCCAAAAGGAACUACAGCUGGUUCUGAUGAAUUUAAAUAUGGAUUUCCAUCAGAUGGCUUGUCAGCAAUCUCUUAUAAAUGGUGGGGAAGCAGAAGUACUGAUGGUAAUGAGGAUACCAAAAAAGAAGGCAAUGCUGAAGAAAGCAAGCAGCAAUCAGCAAUGCCCAUGGAUGAAUCUGCAGUUAAGACAGAUAAAAGCAAUGUAGAUUCCUUCGGAGCCGAUUCACUCUCUGAUUUGCGAGAACAAGCUGCCAAAGAAGGGAAAGAAGCCCUGAAGCUCGGAGUCUAUCGGGAACACAGCCUAUUCAAGCUUGAUUUGACAAAGAGAAAGGUGCUUCUUCAAGUAUUUAAAUCAGCAUAUCCUCCACAGUGGGAACAGGAGUAACUUCAAAUACCUUUGUGCUAACAGUCAUGUAGUAUGGACCUGAACCUCUGCUCAUUUCUUCUUCAUAUGAUACAAAAUGAAGGGUGAACUUGAUGUUGUUUUUGUAUUGCUUAGUAGAGCUCUGGUGACUGUAAAUAGUGGAAAAUAGGCUUCAUUAGACAUUCUUCUUGCAAAUUUUUUGUUGUGUACUAAUCAAAGGUAUUUUGGAUUUCUAGUGAGAUAUUUGAGCUUUAUUUAAGUUUAAAAUAUUUGCA